This is a messenger RNA of Salvia miltiorrhiza (redroot sage), 2185 nucleotides long. RefSeq names its product probable polygalacturonase. Lineage: Eukaryota; Viridiplantae; Streptophyta; Magnoliopsida; Lamiales; Lamiaceae. The record is from RefSeq and is a predicted model, not a curated record. The transcript has 5 exons. Gene Ontology annotation, biological process: carbohydrate metabolic process. Gene Ontology annotation, molecular function: polygalacturonase activity. Bases 405 to 1925 code for a protein of 506 amino acids.
AGUUAUGCACGUGACAUGAUAUAAACAGAAAUUGCGAAGAGAAAAAAAUGGUGCCAAGAAAAAAAGAAGAAGAUAAAAUCGGAAACGGAGUAACAGCAUAUUAGCGUCGUCACCGCUCCUCCAAAUCCCAUCGGAAAACUGCGUCUGAAUCUCACUUGGCUUCUAAUACACUUCACUGUCUCAAUCCUUUCACCAACACAAUUCAAAAUCCCACACCCAUUACUGCUCCUUGAUCGUCACCUUCCACCCUCCAAUUCCCAUUUCCCCCCCAAAUCAUUCCCCUUUUUCAACUCAUAAAAUUCAAAACCCCUCUCCGCGAUCCGUAUACCAAUAACCAAUUCAUGCUCGCCCUAAUUCUCUCAAAACCUCAACGUCCCACGCAAUUCAUUCAAUCCGAUAAUUAGAUGGUGGAGACGCUAACCCCCACAUCCAGCCCGCCGUGCUUCUGGCGGAGGUCGGCGGCCAACCAUCACCACCACCACCGCCGUUGGAUCCCAGCCGCCUUCGUCUUCUUCCUGUCCACCCACAAGACCUUCCUCACUGCCCUCUGUCUCGCCUUCUUCAUCACCGUCGGGUACUGGCAGCGAGACGCCGCCGCCGGUGGGUUCUCGAUCUUCCGGCGGGCUUUUCCGCUGCGGCAGCUUCCCAAGCUACGACCGGUGGCGUUUAACUUGACCGACUUUGGAGGGGUGGGCGAUGGGGUGACUCUGAACACGGUGGCUUUUGAGAAGGCGGUGAUGGCGAUUUCCAAGCUCGGGAAAAAGGGCGGCGGUCAGCUGAAUGUGCCGCCGGGAAAUUGGCUGACGGCUCCGUUUAAUCUGACUAGUCAUAUGACUCUGUUCCUUGCUGAGGGUGCUGUUAUACUCGGCAUUGAUGACGAAAAGUAUUGGCCUCUUAUGCCUCCAUUGCCUUCUUAUGGAUAUGGCAGAGAGCAUCCUGGACCAAGAUAUGGAAGUCUAAUCCAUGGCCAGCACCUUAAAGAUGUUACAAUCACAGGGCAUAAUGGCACCAUCAAUGGCCAGGGUCAAGCAUGGUGGAAAAAGUAUCGACAGAAGCUUCUAAAUCACACGAGGGGACCACUUGUGCAGAUUAUGUGGUCGAGCAACAUUUUGAUAUCUAACAUAACAUUACGUGACUCUCCUUUCUGGACCCUUCAUCCAUAUGACUGCAAGAAUGUGACGAUAAAGAAUUUAACCAUCCUUGCACCAGUUUUUCAAGCUCCAAAUACUGAUGGCAUAGAUCCUGAUUCAUGUGAAGAUAUGGUGAUUGAGGACUGUUACAUAAGCGUUGGAGAUGAUGCUAUCGCCAUAAAGAGUGGAUGGGAUCAGUAUGGAGUUGAUUACGGACGACCAUCAAAGAAUAUACUCAUCAAGAACCUUGUUGUUCGCUCUAAUGUCAGUGCGGGAAUAUCUAUAGGCAGUGAGAUGUCGGGUGGCGUAUCAAAUAUCACCAUAGAGAACAUCCACAUAUGGAAAUCAAGGCGAGCUGUCCGCAUCAAGACAGCCGCUGGAAGAGGAGGGUACGUUCGGGGCAUAACUUAUCGGAACCUGACAUUUGAUACUGUCCGAGUAGGGAUCGUGAUAAAGACGGACUACAACGAGCAUCCGGACAUGGGAUACGACCCCACGGCUUUCCCAGUACUAGAGGACAUAAGUUACACCUCGAUACACGGUGAAGCUGUCCGCGUCCCGGUCCGUAUCCAAGGGAGUGCGGAGAUCCCUGUGAAGAACGUCACCUUCCGGGACAUGUCAGUUGGACUUGCCAACAAGAAGAAACACAUAUUCCAGUGCGCUUACAUUCAAGGCCGCGUCAUAGGGACCAUUUUUCCAGCUCCCUGCGAUAACCUCGAUUUGUACGAUGAGGCGGGCAAUUUGGUCAGGCGAUCGACCUCCCAGAAUAGCUCCGAUAUAGAUUAUGAUAUUUGAACCGGUUCCAGCCAUUUUCUUUGUCGUGGGGCCCCAUUUCCCCGACCGGUGUCGUUUCCUAGAAUGUCGAGAGCAGUUGGAAGACAAGGGUGAAGGGACAGUGUGCUAAGUAUGAUCGGUUAGUAGCUUCUUCCCCUUUAGGCUGUUGUUUUUGAGGCGUUGAUCAUACUGAUGUUUUUAUGUAUCCAAAUCUUGUAUAUACCAUAGUUUUCGGCAUAUACAUUCACAGCAUAUAAUACACGAAGUUAUCUUUUCUCAUA